Molecule: messenger RNA, 1335 nt
Organism: Aspergillus chevalieri
Lineage: Eukaryota; Fungi; Ascomycota; Eurotiomycetes; Eurotiales; Aspergillaceae
Gene: DGA1
Product: diacylglycerol acyltransferase type 2A
Exons: 2
Coding region: 1-1335 (444 amino acids)
Biological process (GO): triglyceride biosynthetic process
Cellular component (GO): endoplasmic reticulum membrane
Molecular function (GO): diacylglycerol O-acyltransferase activity
Source: RefSeq, a predicted model, not a curated record
AUGUCCACAUCCAGCAUCGUCAAAGAGCCCGUUGCACGAGCUCUGGGAGAAUCACUUGCGCGACAAGAUGCGACGGCCGUGGGGCAAGGAAUGCCCCUCAGAUCAAAUAAAGCAAACCUGGCAGCUCGGGAUAGUCGGUCUCAAUCUCAUCGAAAGUCCCACCCCGCAGACGAUACUGAAUCAGAAUCAUUUGAACACCGAAACUGGAAAGGAGAAAAUCCAAAGCACAAUCAUAACGCAUCACAGUUACGUGGGGCUUCUGGCAACACUCGCCCAAACAAGCUAGGGAAUCGGGAGAAAAGGGGAGGUAUUCAUUGGGCACCAUUGAACAUUGGACUCGAACGGCGCCUGCAGACCUUUGUGGUACUGUGUCAUACUCUCACCAUUGCCAUAUUCCUGACUUGCUUCUUUUUCACGUGCGCAAUACCGUUAUUCUGGCCGAUAUUGAUUCCUUACCUUGUUUAUAUCUCGCUUUUCUCCACGACAGCCACAUCGGGAACGUUAGGCCGCCGGAGCGAGUUCUUGCGUUCUCUUCGAGCCUGGUCGAUAUAUGUGUCCUACUUUCCCGCCCAGCUGCAUCGUUCAGAGCCGCUUCUUCCGACGCGCAAGUAUAUAUUUGGAUAUCAUCCACAUGGAAUCAUCUCUCAUGGCGCGUUCGCAGCAUUUGCGACGGAGGCACUCGGAUUUUCCAGACUUUUCCCGGAGAUCACGAAUACUUUACUGACCCUUGACUCCAAUUUCCGAAUUCCAUUUUACAGAGAAUAUGCUCUCGCCAUGGGGCUUGCAAGUGUUUCCCGCGAAUCUUGCGAGAACUUACUUACCAAAGGGGGUGCCGAUGGUGAAGGCAUGGGACGCGCCAUUACCAUCGUGAUUGGUGGUGCUCGGGAGUCUCUUGACGCCCUGCCACAUUCUAUACGGCUGGUCUUGAAACGGCGCAAAGGUUUCAUCAAGCUAGCGAUCCGCACCGGUGCUGACUUGGUACCCGUUCUUGCAUUUGGCGAAAAUGAUCUUUAUGAGCAAGUACGCUCGGAUCAUCAUCCUCUUAUACACAAAUUCCAAAUGCUCAUAAAGCAUACCAUGGGCUUCACUAUCCCGCUUUUCCAUGCCCGCGGUGUUUUUAACUAUGAUGUAGGCUUGAUGCCGUACCGUUGCCCAUUGAACAUCGUCGUCGGUCGCCCGAUUCAGGUUAUCCAGCAACAUGAGCGAGACAAAAUUGACGAUAACUAUGUCAAUGAACUUCACGCUCGAUAUGUUUCUGAACUCCGCCGGUUGUGGGACCAAUGGAAAGACACGUUUGCAAAGGACCGGGUUUCAGAAUUAGAAAUUAUUUCGUGA